UGGAUUGGUCCAUGGUUUUAUCAGUUUCAAAAGGCACCAUGCAGCUGGAUUAUUGCAGAGGACUUCUCGGAUUACACUCAACUUUUUGUACCUCAGGGUAAUAUAUUUAUGAACCAUGAAUCAAUGAGGAAUCGUGAUCUGUGCAAUACUAUAACAUCAGUUUUCUCUUUAACGGGCCCUGGGCAGUUUACUGGCAAAGAUGUAACAGGUGACAAUUGGUCGGGCAAAAUGAAUGUAGUAGCAACGGACUAUAAAGGAUUUGCAAUUGAAUGGGGAUGCGCUAAAUGGUCGACGUUUGAUCAAACAUGUGCAGACCCAUGGCUGUAUGUAAAAACACGACAAAUGAAGCUUUUCAAGGGUAUUCUUGGUAGAAUAGAAUCUGCCCUUCAAAACAUAUUUGGAAUUUCACUCAACGAGCUUAUAAGAAUCCCCCAUGGGAGACCAUGUUCAAAUGGCAAAAAGCAAGGUUAGAGAAGAAAUUGUGCACGAACGUUUUACAAAAUUUAAAACAUACGAACGUGUUUUCUGAAAUGUAAAGAAAGAUAAUAAAAACGAGAAAGAUUA
This is a messenger RNA of Ruditapes philippinarum (Manila clam), 564 nucleotides long. RefSeq lists its product as uncharacterized. The record is from RefSeq and is a predicted model, not a curated record. Lineage: Eukaryota; Metazoa; Mollusca; Bivalvia; Venerida; Veneridae.